Messenger RNA from Octopus sinensis (East Asian common octopus), 1598 nucleotides. RefSeq lists its product as uncharacterized. The record is from RefSeq and is a predicted model, not a curated record. Bases 100 to 1155 code for a protein of 351 amino acids. The transcript is spliced from 9 exons. NCBI's taxonomy places the organism in Eukaryota, Metazoa, Mollusca, Cephalopoda, Octopoda, Octopodidae.
UUUAAACCUUUCACUCCAGGCGAAAACCUCAUCGUGUUAUAAUCUAACGACCAUUAGGUUAGAAUACUAGAGUAUAUGAACUAAAGAAAGGAACUGAUCAUGGACGUCCUUAAAUUGCUCUUCUGUGUCCUUUCACUGUGUUCUUGUUUCACAAGAAUAGAAACUUCGUCACGAGUACAACUUCACAAGAUUAUCCAAAGUGUAAAUGUUGUCCUCAAUGAAAGCACCACUCUUCAGGUUGUGGCGCCAAAUAUGCGAAGACCCGUUGUUUGGAGAUGUGAUAACCAUAGAUAUGAGUGUGACGGAACAUGCACCAACAGCUCUGAUUUUAAGGUGACGCAGAGUGGAAACAUAUCCACUCUUUGGAUCCGAAAAGUUACCAAGGAUUGUUUGUCUUGGACAUUUUGCGAUUACAACCGGAACAUUGGGAACAUUGAUUUGAAUAUAAACGGUUUGAUAAGUACAGAAACUUAUGAAAUUGCCGAAAAUGAUAAUGGUGCACUCUGUGUAAGCGCCACUCUGCUGACUGAAAUACCAAACAUGAAAAGACCGGUCGUUUGGAAAUACAUGAAUUAUAAAUACGAGUGUGACCGGACAUGCGCUAACAGCCCCGAAUACAGAGUGACGCACAAGGGAAAUGUAUCGACUCUUUGGAUCCGAAACGUAACAAAGGAACGUCUAGAUUGGAAAUUUGAAGACGACAACAUCAAUUACAGAAAAUUUGAUUUGAAGAUAAACAGUUUGACAAAAGCAGAAACUUAUAAUAUUACCCAAAAUGAACCAGCUGUAUUAGGAGGGAGCACCACCCUUCUUAUUAAUGUACCCAAAUUGGAAAGAAUUAUUGUCUGGAAAAAUAAGCAUCGUAACCUCGAGUGUGAUACGACUUGUUAUGAUUAUGAGGACUAUACAGUUAAUCAUAUCAAUGAUAUAUCAACCGUUUCAAUUCGAAAUAUAUCUGAGAGUGAUUUCUCUUGGAGUUUUUGUGACAAAAACCACUGCUCUUCAGAUUUUUCUUUGGCGAUAAAAGGUGAUACAUCAGGAGCCAGCAGCUUGAGAACCAGUCUCAGCCCCAGUAUUAGGAUUAUAACUGGAGUCACCAAGUACACGUUUGUAAAAGUAGCAGCGACAAUUCUCUGUUUCUUUUUACUUGCUUGACGUCAUUUAACCGUAGCAAUUCUGGUGGCAUCACAUUGAAAGGUUAUACAAGAACAAAUCGACCCCAGCGGUAAUCUUUUUUCUUUUUUGCUGGAACCUAAGCAAAUACUACAAGAUAGUUCCCAACUUUCUUUUGAGCUUGUCAAGAAGACAUUACUGUGUCGAUAUGAUGAGGUAGAACCGGAUAUGUUUUGUGUCUGUGUGUUCAUUGGUGUCUAUUUAUGUUCUGCGACUACUACUGUCAUUCUUGUUGGUUAACGGAACCUUCAUAGCCUAUUUAAAUGGCAAAGUUACAGGCUGGCUGUCUCAUGGCUCUCCAAUCUGUAAUUAAGAUAGUUCCGCCGAUGUAAUUAAGAUAGGCGGUGAGCUGGCAGAAACGUUAGCACGCUGGUCGAAAUGCUUGGCGGCAUUUCGUCUGCCGCUACGUUCUCAGUUCAAAUUCC